This is a messenger RNA of Myodes glareolus (Bank vole), 3540 nucleotides long. RefSeq names its product solute carrier family 25 member 30 (gene Slc25a30). Gene Ontology annotation, biological process: transmembrane transport. NCBI's taxonomy places the organism in Eukaryota, Metazoa, Chordata, Mammalia, Rodentia, Cricetidae. The record is from RefSeq and is a predicted model, not a curated record.
UUCCGCUCCCGCCCCGCAUUGCUCCCAGGCGGCUGCACCGGCUCGGAGGAGUUGGAGGAGAAGCUCCGCCGCUGGGUGAGUUCCCGGCCACGCUGCUGCCUAGAGGACCCAGCCGGAGAACCGCUGUGGCGGGUUUGCACCGGGCUGAAGUGCGUUGGCGUUCGCGGGCUGCGCUCGGACAAAACCUGGAGGAAGACCUGUGGGAGGCAAUGUUUGCGUAACUCCAAGAAGACCAGACGAGGAGAAUGUCAGCCCUCAACUGGAAGCCCUUUGUGUAUGGAGGGCUGGCCUCCAUCACAGCCGAAUGCGGCACGUUUCCAAUUGAUUUAACCAAGACCCGGCUCCAGAUCCAAGGCCAGACAAACGAUGCCAACUUCCGAGAAAUCAGAUAUCGCGGGAUGUUGCACGCGCUGAUGAGGAUAGGUCGAGAAGAAGGGUUGAGGGCGCUGUAUUCUGGGAUUGCCCCUGCGAUGCUGCGCCAGGCUUCCUACGGCACCAUCAAGAUUGGCACUUACCAGAGCUUGAAGCGAUUAGCUGUGGAACGCCCAGAAGAUGAAACCCUGCUGGUCAAUGUUGUGUGUGGAAUUCUGUCUGGAGUCAUAUCCUCAGCUAUUGCUAAUCCAACUGACGUUUUGAAAAUCCGAAUGCAAGCCCAGAACAGCGCUGUUCAAGGAGGAAUGAUAGGCAACUUCAUUAACAUCUACCAGCAGGAAGGGACCAGAGGACUGUGGAAGGGCGUGUCCCUCACAGCUCAGAGGGCUGCCAUUGUUGUUGGUGUGGAGCUUCCAGUCUAUGACAUCACCAAGAAGCACCUGAUACUCUCAGGCCUGAUGGGAGACACCGUCUCUACGCAUUUUCUGUCAAGCUUCACCUGUGGCCUGGUGGGGGCUCUGGCCUCCAACCCUGUUGAUGUUGUGAGGACACGCAUGAUGAAUCAGAGGGUCCUCCGCGAUGGCGGGUGCUCUGGCUACAAAGGUACCGUGGAUUGCCUAUUGCAGACAUGGAAGAAUGAAGGUUUUUUUGCUCUAUAUAAAGGUUUUUGGCCAAAUUGGUUGCGCCUUGGUCCUUGGAAUAUCAUUUUCUUCUUGACAUAUGAGCAGCUGAAGAAACUGGACUUGUGACCAGUCUGUGCUACGUGAAACAUUCUUCUGAAACGCCGGCAUCCGCGAUGGUAGAACCUCCUGUGCCUCUGGCUGCUUCUCACCGCACAGCUCAUCACGGCUUCUAGGUUGAGGGAGCAGUAGGACGGUGAAGACCGGGUCUUCAGAUUGUCAUGCGUUGGCACCGGGCGCUGUUUCGUCCGUGUUCAGAGACUAAACCGUAACAUGUCCUCGCGUGUAAUGGUUUUUACCGUGGAAGUGCCCUUUGACAUCCGAGAUAAUGUACAGAAUACAUGUUUCUUGCUGUAGAAAACUUGCAGGGAAAUCAGGACCGAGUGCAGCUCUCCUCUGGGAGAGCCGCCUUGCUGCCUCUGGACUUCAGCUGUGAUGGAGACCCAGGAGGGUGGUGUGAACGCUCUGGAGUGAAUGAGUGCCUCCCCCCCCCACACACACCUUGGCUAGUAUUAUUCCUUGACCGUUGAGAGCUUUAGUUUCCCGUCAGCUGAAGAGAUUUGACAUUUGGACUUUUAAGGUCUAGACCUGUGCGGUGCACUGACCUUGUCAGUGCAGGAUGUAAAUUUUUAGAACAUCCACUGCUUUAUAGUUUCUGAUCGGGCAGAAUCCUUCUCUUACAGUAAGUGAAGUUAAGCCUUCGAAGGCUCGACCUUUGUGAGGUAACGUUAGCCAUUUGCCCUGUGAUUUUUUAGCAAAGUUUAUUUUUUCCAUGUUGAUCACAUGGGGCUAAUCAUGCUUAGUGAAGUCGGUGUCAGAUGAAGGGAAAACUACUGAGGCUGCCACAUGAAAUGGGAGUGUGUUUACGUAAACAGUUGCGGUCCCAUGGGGUUCUCCUGACCGAAGGCCUUGUUGCAGGUGGUUUUUAGUUGCUAAUGAUCGGAAGAGGGGUGCCUCCAGGCUUCUAGCCUUUCCUUUAGCUCAGGGUGGGUUUGUUUCAAAGCCUUUAUCCGAGAUUUCCUAGUUAAUUUCCUUGAAAUUGAAAAAAAAAAGACUUAUUUUCUUUCUUCCCCUUUAAUUUUUGUGAUGUUGGGAAUCAAACCUUGUGCAUUCUGGGUAUCUGCUGCACACUGAGCCCUGCCCCAACCCAAACUGAUGACUUUAGCGCCUUUGUUUAUCUCCUUUCCGAUAACAGGUAUAUAGCGCCCGGCUACCUAUUUUUUUUAUUUCUUCUGAGACUGAUAAAAACCUCUUAUACUUUUCAAAGCAGGAGAUGUCUCUAAGAGCCAAGAGCUGUCUAUUUCUAGAAGGGAGCCCAGUCCCUUCAGGUGUACCCUGUGGAAGUCUCAGUGCUAACUGGGACACCAAGCCGGGCCGAUGCCAGGUGUGUUCCUCACCUCUCCCUUAGGACCACGAGGCAGAAGCGUGCAGGAUUUCCUUCCCCUGAUGGCUGAGUGCUUUUUUUCUCUCGUACAUUUUCACAUUGGCUUCUUUAUUAAUGUUUCCUUUGGAAAACAGCUAGCGAAGCUGGGUUUGAUUUCUAAAAGUAAAAGCUAAGACGAAAUCGUCUCAGAGAGCAGAUGGCUUAAAGAUGAAGAAAGUUCACAACUCCCCAGCACGCCACUAGAUGGCAGUGGAGGACCCACGCUGCUGCUGGCCUGGCUCCUCCGCGGUGUAGUAGAGCUGUUUCCCUUCUGACCUGAACAUUCCCAUAAGUGAUAGACUCCACAGAGGCUUUGAGUUGAAAGGGCUGCAUUUUUCUCAAACCACUUUUUUUGUUUGUUUAUUUUUGUUUUUUCGAAACAGGUAGCCCUAGCUGUCCUGGAACUCUGCCUCUGUCUUCUAAGUGCUGGAAUUAAAGGCGUGUACCACCACCGACUGGCGGAAAAAGCAAAAAAAAAAAAAAAAAAAAAAGUAGUAACAGGUCCAUUUUGAAGAUCAUGUAAAGAGUAAAUGUCAGAUAGCAUUAUCAAUUUAUUCAAAUUAUGUAUGUGUCUGUACCUGGAUGAAAAGGAACUUAAGCUUCACUGUAAACUUCAGCAUGUUUUCAGGCAGGAUUGCAGUAUUUUAAGACAAGGGGGUUGUCAACUUACUAAAUUAAGUGCCUUAUAUGACAGUGUCUUCACCUGCUUUUCCUAUCCCCUGGAGUUCACACAGUCGUUGAUGCCCCUAACCCAGAGACAACUUAAAGCACUUGGUGAUGUGGAUGUGGCCGUAACACUUCUGCUUGGCAUUUUGCUUAUGUAUGGUGAAAACUAUUUCGAGUUUUUGUAACUAAGUUGAAGGAAAUUGUGUUAUUGAUGCUGUGAUCUGGAAUGUGAAAACGGUUCCCGUUCUCUGUAUUUAUUCAUGUGCUGUAAAUAGUAAGUGUUAUGUAAAGAAUAUACAUUUCCCACAAGCUUUUCUAUUUCAAGCUCUUUAUACAUGGUUGGAUUGUGUGGCAUAAACCUUGUUUCAUUAUUUAAUAAACUGAAAUAAUAUAUAACGA